CUGCGCGAUCUAGCGCUCACCGCGUUAACACGAACGCGCACAUUGGCUUGCCAUCCCCCUCCCCCGCGCCGACUGUCCUUUAAAUGCUCGCGAUGUGCUUUAAAUAGCAGGUGCUCGAACCCGUCUCCCUUACACGCGCAUCAUCAUUAUCAUCCUCAUCACCGCAGCAAUGUCCACCGCAAGCGCCGAGACGACCGCGCAGCUGCCCCCGGCGGCAGGUCGGGUGUUCUUUCAGCCCGGCGGCGGCUGCGCCGGGUCCGGUCCACUGCAGCGGGAUGAGCCGGUGCCGAAGAAGCAAGGCAAAGUGACCGUUAAGUACGACCGCAAGGAGCUGCGGAAGAGACUCAUUCUGGAGGAAUGGAUCAUAGAACAGCUGAGCGAUCUGUACGACUGCGAGGAAGAGGAAAUGCCAGAGGUGGAGAUAGACAUCGAUGACCUGCUGGAGGUCAACGGUGAAGACGAGAGAGCUGUAAAACUGCAGGAAUCGCUGUCAGAGUGCUUCAAACCAACUGAUGAGUUUGUGCGUGAGCUGCUCGGUCGGAUAAGAGGAAUGAGAAAACUCAGCGCUCCUCAGAAGAAAAGCUUUUAAGUGCUUAAAAAAUGCCAAUGACAAUCCAGCUACCUGGACUACAUGUCCCGCAAUCCAUCACUCAGCCUCACAUCAUACAACACGCUACCCUCACAGACUCCAUAUCCCACGAUGCAUUUCUCAUCCAGCCUCAAUAUACCAGAAUUAUUUUCUAUGGACCAUAAGGCAAUAAAUCUUAGAGUUCAAAGUUCAUCCGCAAGGCAUCUGAAACUCGGAGACAUUGAAACAUCUCAGUAGCCUGAUGUUCAUAACCACAACCUCUCUAUUGGUCUUGUUGGCCCUGACUACAUAGUUUGUAUUCAGAUACAGUAGUACAGUACAGUACAAGGUGGGCAGUGUUUUUGAGACAACAGCAACACGCAAAGCUGUUUUCUAUAUUAUUUGUAUGUUUUUCUUUUUAACCACAAGUCACAAUUUGACUCACAAAAAAAACCAUUUCAAUUAACAGCACUAGUGGCCUACAUUCAUCAAACCUAGUCUACUUUUACUUUGACCUUUUCUCUAAUCUUGCAUCAAAAGUCGUGCUUUCUUUUCCCCGUACUAAACUUGAGCGGAGCAUGAUGGGAUAUGUAGUCUUUCAUUAAGGGCCAGGAUUAAAUAUAUGGUGCACAUUGUUUGUGUCAUGUUUAGUUAUAAUUUGUCGGUCGGAGUACAUAUCAGUCAUUCAUAUAACCAUCACAUUUGUUUUGUUGCAAACGUUGAUUCUUUCAAGAAGAAAAAAUGAUAUGUCGCUAAACUAACUGUACUUUCAUAAAGUGGAUUUAUUAUGGAAUAUGUUCAACAUUUUAAAAGGUUUUGGGUGAGACAUGCUGACAGAUUGCAAAUACAAAAGGCUAUGUUCAGAAAGGAAUACUUGCAUACUACUUAGUGUACUGUUUAGUGCAUACUACUUUUUAUAAUUUUUUUAAGAUGCAUGCAGAAAUAGGUCAAACGCACUGCAUUGUGGUAUACCGUGUACCAUGCAGUCAUCUCUACUGUUUAUUUGACAAAUGUAGAUCAUGCAUACAGAAAAUGUGCAUACUGUAUACUGUAAAAGUAUGCUUGUGUGCUAUUUUGAAAAUAGCCUCAAAUUCGAUUCAAGAAGACACCAAGGGCUGCUUGACUAUUUAUGGAUCUGUUUUGAACAGAUGUACUGUAAUGAUCAUUUGUGAUAAUGAUGGCUGGAUGACUCGAAUCAUUUUUGAAACCAUGUAAAUCAUUACAAUCUGGGCUUUCAAUCGCUAUCCUCGGGCUGCCAAAGAAUCGAGAACGGUUGAAUAUAAACAUAUUAUGAAGUGCUAACAGUGAACACAUGUAUUUUGUUACACUAUUCGGGAACAUUUUCUCUUCUUGUCAUUGGUGUCAUACUCGUGGGUCAAUUUUGUGUCUGAUGGUCUAAAUCGAAUUCCAAGCAAUCCAGGAGAAACUACGGUGCUGUUUAAACUAUUUUAAUCCUCUAGUCUACAGCGUGGACAGACGAUGUGCUUUGCAAAAACCGAGACCUGGCCCUAAUACUCUUUUAGAGACUUCUGUCUUAGUCAGUAGGGUGACGGAUCUCUUGAAAGUCAAGCAGUGGUCACCAUCUGCCCUGAUCACAGCUUCUCAGAACUGAUGUGGAUUAAGGAGAUGGAGUGUGCGUAGGCUUUGACCCUUCUCACGGACGAGAACAUUCAGGGUUUAGGCUGAUCUUUUUAUUUAUUUAUUGUUCAUAAAAUGUUAGCGAUUGUGUACGAAAGUUUUAUUUAUGCAUGUUUUAGCGGCAUGAUAGGAACGUUUUGGAUCGCUUAAGCGAUGUUUUUUUUAUACCUUGAGUAAUACACUUAUUCAAAUUAAAUUCACGACUUUUUUCAUAAUUUUUAUUGACUGUAUAUCUGCGUUUUGAGUGUUUUUAUCAUUUCUUUUUUUAAACGUAUGUAAAGUGUUGUCUUUUGUGCUAUCUACUUAAAAAAUAAAAGUCUUGACUGUU
This is a messenger RNA of Triplophysa rosa, 2534 nucleotides long. It is a transcript of the gene ppp1r14c, whose product is annotated as protein phosphatase 1, regulatory (inhibitor) subunit 14C. The transcript is spliced from 4 exons. The coding region runs from base 170 to 589 and encodes 139 amino acids. Gene Ontology annotation, biological process: regulation of phosphorylation. The record is from RefSeq and is a predicted model, not a curated record. Gene Ontology annotation, molecular function: protein serine/threonine phosphatase inhibitor activity. Gene Ontology annotation, cellular component: cytoplasm. NCBI's taxonomy places the organism in Eukaryota, Metazoa, Chordata, Actinopteri, Cypriniformes, Nemacheilidae.